Messenger RNA from Sporothrix brasiliensis 5110, 2565 nucleotides. RefSeq lists its product as uncharacterized. The record is from RefSeq and is a predicted model, not a curated record. The coding region runs from base 1 to 2565 and encodes 854 amino acids. The transcript is spliced from 2 exons. Gene Ontology annotation, cellular component: nucleus. Lineage: Eukaryota; Fungi; Ascomycota; Sordariomycetes; Ophiostomatales; Ophiostomataceae. Gene Ontology annotation, molecular function: zinc ion binding; DNA-binding transcription factor activity, RNA polymerase II-specific; DNA binding. Gene Ontology annotation, biological process: DNA-templated transcription; regulation of DNA-templated transcription.
AUGCGCCGCUCUGGACGCAGUGUCAGCCGGACGGGCUGUGCGACGUGUCGGCGGCGGAAAGUCCGGUGCGACGAAGGCCGCGGUGUCUGCGGCAACUGCACGCGCCUGGGCAUUGCCUGUGAAUGGUACCCGGCCGGCGAGAUUGCGCACCGGUCGCGGGUGAACACGGCCUGUGAGAGGUGUCGACGAGUCAAGAUCCGCUGCACCUCCUCAGCGUCGUCCACUGGACCUUGUGCACCAUGCCAGCGGGCCAUGGUCGACUGCAUCAACACCAACCAGGGCAUUGGACGGGGAAGUCCGGCUUGGAGCGGCAAGGCACCCGUCGACGCUGCGGACAUGAACUCGCCAGCAUCCAUACGGUCGACCGCGUCGGCUUCCCGAGCCAAACCCGGCGCGCGGCCACUGGCCCCGUCGCAAGCACACAGCGCAUCCCACACAUCCCACACAUCCCACGCACCCAUGCCUGCACCGCAACGGCCACUGGGCACGUUUGGCACCAACAGCAGCCAUCUUCUGCCCGACGUCGCGGAGCAGCGCCGCCUGAUCAAUGCCUACUUUGACGGCCCGCACUACUUUUGCUUUUACUCCUUCAUCCACCCGCCGACGCUGAUGCAGCUGUUUGACAGUCGCCUGGUGCCCGACUUUUUGCUCCUCGUCAUCCUGGCCACUGCUCUCCGCUUCCUCGACCCGCACGACCGACGGGCCGACGCCUGGGCCGACGAGUGCCGUCGCCUGGUGAUGCUCGAACUCUUCUCGCCGCCGUCGACGACCACGCUGCAGGCGCUGCUGCUGCUCCAGCGGUUCGAGUGGCACCGGGCCAGCCACGUGGCGGCUUGGUUUUUGUCCGGGCUGGCGGUGCGGCUGGCGCAUGGCCUGCAGCUGAACCUGGAGAUUGCACAGGCGGCGCCGAGCCAGAGCCAGGGCCAGGGCCUAGGCCAGAGGAUCCCGGUGACGGUGCGCGAGGCGCGGCGGCGGCUGAUCUGGAGCUGUUUUGUCAUGGAGAGCCUGAUUGAGAACGGGCGCCGGCCGCUGGCCAGCCUGGACGCCGGCGCCAUCGAGGUGCGGCUGCCGUGCAACGAGCAGGCCUUUCAGCUGGGCCUGGAGACGGACAUGCCGACGCUGCGCAGCAGCUUGGCCGCGCAGGAAAAGCCGUCGCCGGCGCCACCGUCACAUACACCGGCACCGACACCAACCACGUCUAUGGUCGAGUCGCGCCUCGGCAUCUCGACGUUUCUGGUGCAGCUGGCGGCGAUGCGGCGGGCCAUCCUGGACUACACGAUGCCGUACCAUCCGCGCAACAAGCAGCACGUGGUGGAGGCCAUGGCGGCCACGACGACAACGGCGUCGCUGCCGUCGGUCGCCGCGUCGCGCACGCCACCCACGUCAUCGCCGCCGUCGGCCCCACCACACGGCGUGCCCUGGACGGAGGGCUCGCUCUUCUUUGCCUACAAAGACCAGCUGAACCGUUGGCAGGAACGGCUGCCGCCGGAGAUGCGGUUCACGGCGGAGAUGCUGUACCGGCGCCGGUCGUCGCAGCUGGUCAGUUUUGUGACGCUCCACUGCCUGUACCACGGCUGCUACUGCGACCUGUACCGCAUCGGAUCGUACGUGCGCUCGCUGCACCGGCUGUCGUCGUCCUCGUCCUCGUCGGCGUCCACGUCCCCACCCGCCGACUUUUUGGCCGACUGCCGCCGGGGGCGCGUGCAGCAUGCGCUGGCCAUCUGCCGCGUCAUCCAGGAGAGCAUGCGGCACCAGCCGACGGGCCACGACCCGGUGGUGGGGAUCAGCGCGUCGCUGGCGCUGCGCGUGCUGGUGAUUGAGCGGCAGCGCGACGAGGACGCGCUGCUCGGCGUGACGGCGCCGCUGCUCGACCAGUAUCUGGCGGCCGCCGUGGCGUGCGGGACAGAAAUUGCACAGCGGUCGGUGCCGAUUCGCGACUUGUUCUACUCGGUGUGCGCGCUGGCGAAGCAGCACGGCUACGACGUGGGCGUUGUGGACACGGGGGCGGCGGAGAAGGCGACGGCCGUCGACGAUGCAGACGCCACAAGCGGACACAGACACGCCGACCGCGCCGCCUCGCCCAGUCUCCGCACCUAUGGCACGUUUGGCCGCAUCCAGAGUGCCCUGGCCUGCCGCAGAGACGUGCUGGCGCCGGCCGCGUCGACGGCCACCGACAAAGAGAGCGAUCUCUUCCAGCACUACGGAGACGGUGCGCGGGACGGCGACGACCAGCCGUCCUCCCCUGUGCUGCCCGCCCUCUCGACGAUCCGGUCGCCUGUUCUGGCGGCACCGACGGCCGCUCUGCCGACAGAAAGCACAGACGAGUGGCGCCUGGAUGGUCCGUGGCAGACGGCACAGCCGACAGUACAGCCGACGGUACAGCCGCCAGUACAGCCGCCACCGCAACCAUACUAUCCCUACGAAACGUACAGCCCCAACGAGAUGGGCGUGGCGUCUGCGUGGGGCGACGGAACGCUCAACUUUUCCAUGACGCCGACGCAGUUUGACUGGAUCAACCAGAGCUUGGGGUUUGACUUUAACGGGAGUGUUUUUGGAAAUCUGUAG